GUAUACUGUUUGUUAUAUGGUUUAGGAGGGCUUUUGUUUACUUUUUUGACUGUUGUUGAUUAUUUGUUGUAUUCAGGGUUAAAUGGGUUUUUGUGGUUCCUUCUAAAUGUUACUGUUCAUUUUUCUUUUUAUCUGUAAUUUUUGAAAAUGUUGUAAUCUAGGAUCGGGAAAAAAAAGAAUCUUUCGCAUAUAGUCCUUUUGUAAGAAAUGCAUCCCGUAGGUUAAAGUUUCCCUAAUCUUGCUUGGACAAAAGCACUAUUGAGUUUGGUCCCUUUUCGUGAUUGCAAUUUGGAGGCUUCAAUUUCUUAUGUGUGGUUUAGAUUAGAAUUUUGGUUUUGAUAGAAAUUGAAAUUCUAAGCAAGCUCACUUGUGCAUUUAAUAUUUUUAAUUGAGUUUGAGCCUUCAUAUUAGUUCCACUUGUUUUUUUUUUGUUUUUUUUUUCGGGUUAAUAUAUUUGUUUGAUUUCCUUUGUUGCAUUAUAAAUCACAAUUUUUAUGAUGUUUGCAAUUUGCUCAUGUGGUCUUCGGAAACCUCUUUUGACAUGAGUUGCAGCCUACUCAGUGCACUCACGUAAACACGUACCCUUUCUUCCUCAGGUCUCAGAGUGGCAUAUUAUAAAGUUUUGAGGCAGAAUGGCUACAACCAGAGCUCGAGUUAGUAGCUUCUCUCGCAAUGUAUCAACAGUGACAUCUCAGAAUCCUGGACUUAAGCAUGGCCCUAAUGGAACAAUGCUCAUUUCAUCUGGGAUUCCCGAUCUUGACAAGAUUUUAGGUGGUGGUUUUCCAUUGGGUAGCCUUGUCAUGGUUAUGGAAGAUGAAGAAGCACCUCAUCAUAUGCUUUUAUUGAGAAAUUUUAUGUCUCAAGGACUUGUACAAAAGCAACCACUCUUGUAUGCUAGUGCAUACAGAGAUCCUAAAAGAUUUCUUGGUACUUUGCCUAGUCCAGCAUCGUCCAAAGGGGACAAAUCUUCAGAUCUUAGCCAUGAGAAGGAUAUAAGAAUUGCUUGGCAAUACAAGAAGUACUUUGGUGAGCCUCAGCUGAAUCUCAACACCAAUAAUGGUGGUCAGCAGGAAUACUGUAAUGAUUUUGAUUUGAGAAAGCCCCUGGAUCGGCAUUUUUUUAGUGGCAGCAAUGUAGAUUGUGUUUGCUUCAAAGAUUCUCCAAACCUUAGUGCUCUUCAAGACCGUUGUGCUGAAUUUCUAGCUAAACUCUCAAGAAAUGAAGGCAACAUUUCCUCUGCUGGUCGUAUUGCUAUUCAAUCAUUAUGUUCUCCACAGUGCAAGUAUUCAAAUGAUGAGUGGCAUAUGCUUUCCUUUAUUAGGUCCCUAAAGAGCAUGACUCAAUCUUCAAACGCUGUUGUUGUUGUAACCUUUCCACCUUCACUUCUUUCUCCAUCUUGUUCACUAAGAUUGCAGCAUAUGGCAGACACCUUGCUUUCUGUCAGAGCCAUUCCAGAUGAGGACAAGGAACUGGCAAAACUCCUCACUGGUUACCAGGAUAUGAUAGGGCUUAUAAACAUACACAAAGCUGCACGGUUAAAUACACAGGUUCCAGUGAUUCUGGAGGCUACAACGUUCUCAAUCAAAUUGCAAAAGCGGAGGUUUUUGGUCUUAGAAUGUCUAAAUCAAGCCCCAGUUGAUGGAUCAAGUGGAAGUUCAUAUGGUACAUCUGGCGGUUGUUCUGGGUCAUCUAAAGUUGGGACACUUGAUUUUUAGAUCAUACCUUAUUUAUAACUGAACACUUGUAACAACCAAACAGGUGCUAGCAGUAGUGAUUCAGGCUCAAUCUUUUUCUUAGUGCUUGAAAUGUCUUCAAAUUUUUUUGUAACUUAUAUCUUUUUGUUCUUUAGAUAAUCAAAUGGUUUCACUAUUGGUUCGUCUGCAAUGUACAGGUUUAAAAGAUAGUGUACAAUUGAAAAUGGUGAGUGUUAAGGAGAAAAAUAGCAGACUGUACUUUUUUUAUAUUUUUUUAAUUUGGUUGCAAAGAAAUAGUAACUCUGCAUUUUCAUGCUUUUUUGUACUGUUUUAACUUCAUAUUAGGAAUCAUGGAUGCUUUUUACGAACAGGAAUAAGAAUAAUGCUCUCAGUACUGACCAUCUAG
Vigna radiata var. radiata (mung bean) is the source of this 2100-nucleotide messenger RNA. RefSeq names its product elongator complex protein 4. Bases 633 to 1715 code for a protein of 360 amino acids. Gene Ontology annotation, cellular component: elongator holoenzyme complex; transcription elongation factor complex; cytoplasm. The record is from RefSeq and is a predicted model, not a curated record. The transcript is spliced from 8 exons. NCBI's taxonomy places the organism in Eukaryota, Viridiplantae, Streptophyta, Magnoliopsida, Fabales, Fabaceae. Gene Ontology annotation, biological process: tRNA wobble uridine modification.